GGCUGCGGACGCCCCGGCUCUCCGGCCCCGCCGCCUCCCCUGCGCCCGCUUCCCUCCCGAAGUAUAUAUUACAAAGCAUUCACGGGCAAGUGGGAAUUCAGCUGCAGAGCAGAGCUAGAGAAUUUUUACAGAGUGGCCCUUCAGGUGGUUUAAAGAAACAGACAUUUGGCAGCAAGAAGAGAGAUCUCUGCAUCAUCGCUAGUUGACAUGGCGGAAGCUGCUGGGGUUGCCUCAACUCUGCCCGUAACAGGGAAGAAAAAGAAGAGUCUGUCCAUUGAGGAAAAGAUCGACAUCAUAAAUGCAGUGGAAAGUGGCAAGAAAAAAGCAGAAAUUGCAGCUGAAUAUGGGAUAAAGAAAAAUUCAUUGUCUUCGAUUAUGAAAAAUAAAGACAAAGUUCUAGAAGCUUUUGAAUCUCUGAGGUUUGAUCCAAAAAGAAAAAGACUAAGGACUGCUUUUUAUACAGAUCUGGAAGAGGCAUUAAUGCGGUGGUAUCGAAUUGCUCAGUGUCUAAAUGUACCAGUUAAUGGUCCAAUGUUGCGUCUAAAAGCUAAUGAUUUUGCCCAGAAACUGGGACAUAAUGAUUUUAAGUGCAGUAAUGGUUGGCUGGAUCGUUUUAAAUCUAGGUAUGGCUUAGUAUUCAGAGCUCAACCUACAGAAGCCUCAGGUAUACCAGUAGAUCCUUCAACUGUCUGGUCUCAAAAUGUGCUUCCUUAUUAUUUAAAUGAUUAUCAUCCUAAAAAUGUUUUUAACGUAAAAGAGACAGCACUGCUUUAUAGAAUGUUACCUACAAAUACAUUUGCUUUUAAAGGAGAAACAUGUUCAGUUGGAAAGUUAUGCAAAGACAGGAUAACUUUGGUUGUCGGUGCAAACAUGGACGGUUCAGAGAAACUUCCCUUGCUUAUCAUUGGAAAAAACAGAAAUCCACAUUGUUUCAAAGGUAUAAAAUCAUUGCCUGUGUAUUAUGAAGCCAACAGAAUGGCAUGGAUGACCUCAGAUAUAUUUGAACAAUGGAUGCAGAAGCUUGAUGAAAAGUUUCAAGCCCAGCAACGAAGAGUAGUGAUUUUUGUUGAUUCUUUUCCUGCACAUCCAGAGGUCAAGAACCUAAAAUCCAUUGAGUUAGCAUUCUUUCCGUCAUGUUUAUCUUCUGAAAUUAUAGCUAUGAAGCAAGGUGUUAUUAAAAGCCUUAAAAUUAAAUAUCGACACUGUCUUAUCAAGAAAUUUUUAAACUCGGUUGAAAGUAGCAAAGAAUUUACAUUUUCCCUGCUAGAUGCUGUUGACACAUUGCAUCUCUGUUGGAGGUCUGUAACCACAGAGACUAUUGUUAGAAGCUAUGAAGAGGCAGGAUUUAAAUCUCAAAAGGAAGAACAUGACACAACAGAUGGACAGAGUGAAGGUGGGCUUGAUCUGGUUGCCCAUGCUCUGGGGACAGGAGUGGAAUUUCCUGAAGGUUUGUCUAUAGAGGAGUACGCUGCCCUGGACGAGGACCUGGAGACCUGUGAAGCAGGGGCAGAUGACAGCUCAGAGUGCACGCGGGAAAGCAAACCAGAUGAGCCUGCAUUUUAUACUUCCGAUGAGGAUGAGGAUGGUGGCACUCUAGAAACUGCGCUGCCUUUACCAUCAAAAAGUGAAGCAAUAAUUGCUUUAGACACUCUUAAAAAAUUUCUUAGAAGUCACGAUAUGAAUGAUGAACUUCAGGAUUCUUUAGCAGACCUUGAAAAUUUUAUUAACUCUUUAUCACCUAAAUAGUUAUUUAUUGUACAACAUCUGAAGAGUAGUUGCUUUUCUGAAUGUAUUUUAUUAAAUAAGGUAUGUAAAGGAGAAAUAACCACUUAAAGAUUAAAAAGGUGAAAAACUCAUUAUCUUUGGUUGAAUUGCAAAACCUUUGGUUUGAAUAGCAAAGCUCCCUGGUAAAUAAUGACUAAGUACAUAAAACUACAAAAUUCUAUAGCAACAUUUGGGAGAGCAGGAAAUGUAUUUUAGAAGCUUUGUACUUGACAUAUAUAUAGUGCAUGUGUCAACUAUAAAAAAACCCUUCAGUUAUCUGCUUCACACAUAUUUGAAU
Fukomys damarensis (Damara mole-rat) is the source of this 2062-nucleotide messenger RNA. RefSeq names its product tigger transposable element derived 4 (gene Tigd4). Gene Ontology annotation, molecular function: DNA binding. The coding region runs from base 208 to 1746 and encodes 512 amino acids. The record is from RefSeq and is a predicted model, not a curated record. Lineage: Eukaryota; Metazoa; Chordata; Mammalia; Rodentia; Bathyergidae. The transcript is spliced from 3 exons. Gene Ontology annotation, cellular component: nucleus.